AUCGUUCCCCGCUGCAAAUCCCCUGCACCGGUCAAGAUGGCGGACAGACCAGUUCCAGUGGUUGAGAAGCGCCUGAUGGAUGUGAAACUGGGAGAGCUGGGAAGCUGGCUCGGAGGUCGAGACUUCACCCCGAACGGUUUCCUCGCAGCGAUCCGCCGAGGCCACGGCAGAUACUACAACAAAUACAUCAAUGUAAAGAAAGGAGGCAUCGGCGGUAUUGCCAUGCUGCUGGCUGGAUAUGUUGCCAUCAGCUACCUGUGGGAAUACGACCACAUCAAGCACGAUCGCUGGAGGAAAUACCAUUGAGCCUCUCCAGCAGCCAUCAGAGGUUGAACCUGGACCUCCUGGCUCGCCUUGCUCUUUAUACCCUCAGCUACAUUGUGUUAAUAUGAGACUGUUGUGACCAAUAAAAAGUAUAAAUGUG
Molecule: messenger RNA, 424 nt
Organism: Girardinichthys multiradiatus
Lineage: Eukaryota; Metazoa; Chordata; Actinopteri; Cyprinodontiformes; Goodeidae
Product: ATP synthase subunit f, mitochondrial-like
Exons: 4
Coding region: 37-306 (89 amino acids)
Biological process (GO): proton motive force-driven mitochondrial ATP synthesis
Molecular function (GO): proton-transporting ATP synthase activity, rotational mechanism
Source: RefSeq, a predicted model, not a curated record